Messenger RNA from Lacerta agilis (Sand lizard), 1356 nucleotides. It is a transcript of the gene PAQR3, whose product is annotated as progestin and adipoQ receptor family member 3. The transcript has 6 exons. Gene Ontology annotation, molecular function: signaling receptor activity. Lineage: Eukaryota; Metazoa; Chordata; Lepidosauria; Squamata; Lacertidae. Gene Ontology annotation, cellular component: membrane. Bases 79 to 1011 code for a protein of 310 amino acids. The record is from RefSeq and is a predicted model, not a curated record.
GUAAACUGUAGCCGAGGCCUUCAGUACUACUAGGUAUUUUUUACUCUUGCCUUAAUUGGUGAGUGAAAUACUGCUGGAAUGCAUCAGAAACUCCUGAAGAGUGCUCAUUACAUUGAGCUUGGAAGUUACCAGUACUGGCCGGUUUUGGUCCCUCGGGGAAUUCGCUUAUACACCUACGAGCAGAUUCCAGUGUUCCUUAAGGACAAUCCGUACAUCACAGAUGGCUACAGAGCGUACCUACCUUCCAGGCUAUGUUUGAAAAGCCUAUUCAUUUUAUCCAAUGAAACAGUUAACAUCUGGAGUCACUUACUGGGCUUCUUCCUCUUCUUCAUUUUGGGCAUAUAUGACAUGACUUCUGUGUUGCCUUCAGCGAGUGCCUCUAGAGAAGAUUUUGUUAUUUGUUCUAUUUGUCUGUUCUGCUUUCAAGUCUGUAUGCUUUGCUCAGUAGGGUAUCACCUCUUCUGUUGUCAUCGCUCAGAGAAGACCGGUCGACGGUGGAUGGCACUGGAUUAUGCAGGAAUUUCCAUUGGUAUCCUGGGCUGUUAUGUAUCUGGAGUCUUUUACGCAUUUUAUUGCAAUAAUUAUUGGCGUCAAGUAUACUUGAUCACUGUCCUUGCUAUGAUCUUGGCAGUAUUCUUUGCCCAGAUCCACCCCAGUUACCUCACUCAGCAGUGGCACAGGCUACGCUCAGUCAUCUUUUGCUCUGUGUCAGGUUACGGAAUCAUUCCUACCAUCCACUGGGUUUGGCUCAACGGAGGUGUUGGUGCGUCUAUUGUGCAGGAAUUUGCUCCCCGUGUGAUUGUGAUGUACUUGAUCGCUGCCAUAGCAUUUCUCUUUUAUAUUUCUAAAGUCCCAGAAAGAUAUUUCCCAGGGCAGUUAAACUACCUCGGCUCGAGCCACCAAGUAUGGCACAUCCUUGCAGUAGUGAUGCUGUACUGGUGGCAUCAGUCUACCGUCUACAUCAUGCAGUAUAGACACAGCAAACCUUGCCCUGACCAUAGUGCACAUUAGCAUGCAAAGGUAUGGCAGUUUCCUGUGCAGGAGGAGAUAAAGAUGGACUGGGUUGUGAUGGGGAAGGAGUUUCGCCUUUUUGUUGCCACAGUUAAAAAGACAAUGGUUGCCCAGAAAUCAUAAAGGGUCUCCAGCUGGCUAUUCAGGAAGGGGGGUCCUUUUGGGGGUAAACUGGCCUGCAGUAACAAAUGCCCAGGAGCUCUUAGGUCACCAGCUGGAAAGGAGACAGAGUGCUGCAUGCUUCCCUUUUCACUUCUGCUUCUGCUGCUCCGUUCAUAGAAAGCUGCUUUAUACAGAGUCAGACCAUUGGGCUGCCUAAGCUUGGUAUUGUCUGCCCUAACUGGC